CAACGGUUCUACGCCGCUUCUGCAGGUGGUGCUAGGUACCCUGUGGAGGAGAGCUACCGUCAAAAAUCCUUACAUCUAUCUCCUCUUUAACGGCGUCCCGUCUUAAAAUACGAUAAGCUCGCUGCCGUGCCUUGCAGACCGGAUACCCUCUCUCGUCACUUUUUGUUCCGAAAACUCGUUCCCAUGUACGGGCGGCCUGGGUAAAUACCUACAUACACUGUUCUCGCCGAAAAGUUGUAUACUUCCCUACUGGAUCUGGUUACACGGCUUUCCUAGGCACUGCACAUAACCUACCUAUACAUACCUACCUUACUAAAGCAUAGAUAAGUUUAGUAUAUCGACUAGUACUUAGACGAGACCCGCCUAUACUUGUCUUCGCUGUAGAGAGGUGUGUGUGUGUGUGUGCGUGUGUGUGGGCGGCCCUGUUGGAACUUGGAAGAGAUGUCGCCGUCGUCGACAGGUGACUCGCCUCUCUCCGCCGGCGCAGCAAGCAACUCGGGACGGCCCUACCCUCUACCCUCCAGGGACACGUUCUCAAUUGAGAUACCGUCGCCGCAGCUGAACCCGGCGACCAACGGCGGCUCGUCAGCGCUCAAGUCCCCGACGGCCCUGAAGGCCCAGCGCACCAGUUUCAGCCGCGAAGGAAUAUUGGGCUCGGCGCAGAAGGCGCGGAAUCUCUCGCAGACUUCCGAGUUUCGAUCCGACCAGAUCACCAAUGGUAUGCAGAAGGCGUCGAGCGACGAGGGAGCGAACCCACUCAAGAGGAGGAAUACGGACGCAACGAUUGAUUACCCCCGAAGGCGAGCCACGAUAGCGUGCGAGGUCUGCCGUUCUCGGAAAUCGAGAUGUGACGGCACCAAACCGAAGUGCAAGCUCUGCACAGAACUAGGCGCCGAGUGCAUAUACCGCGAGCCCGGGAUCAAGCUUGAUGCUGGCGACAAGCUUAUCCUAGAGAGGCUGAACCGCAUCGAGAGUCUUCUGCAGAUCAACCUGGCGAACGGCCACCCGAAUGCCAUACAAAUUGCGCACGACUCCCCUCCCAUAAGCAACGGGACCGCGCUUAGCGGCGAUAAUGUGAUGAUCCAGAACUCAUCCGGAAGCUUCGUCUCGAUAAUACCGAGCGGCGGUCUAGGGACAUGGACGAGCCACACCCAGGGAACUAACAUUUCGACGAUGCCCAAGGUGCACACGAACGCCGCAUUACAUCUACUCCAAUGGCCGCUGAUCCGCGACUUGAUCGGUCGCCCCUACGACCCGCAGAUUAUCCUUCAGCUCGAGAUGGCGCGGGAGCCGCUUCACUCCUUGGCCAAGACCCCUUGUGUCGAUCUGUCGAAUACUAACGCUUACAUCGAGGCUUACUUCGAUAGGGUGAACGUGUGGUACGCCUGCGUCAACCCCUUUACGUGGCGGAGCCACUACCGCAUGGCGCUCUCCACCGGCUUUCGCGAAGGCCCGGAAAGCUGCAUCGUGCUACUAGUGCUGGCGCUGGGACAGGCAAGCCUGCGCGGCAGUAUAUCGCGGAUCGUGCCCCAGGAAGACCCCCCGGGCUUGCAGUACUUUACGGCGGCGUGGUCACUCUUACCGGGGAUGAUGACUGCCAACAGCGUGCUGGCCGCCCAAUGCCACUUACUAGCUGCCGCCUAUCUAUUCUACCUAGUGCGGCCGCUCGAGGCCUGGAACUUGCUCUGCACCGUGAGCAGCAAGCUGCAGCUCCUGCUCAUGACGCCGACGCGCGUGCCCGAGGACCAGCGCGAACUACUAGAGCGCAUCUACUGGAACGCUCUUCUGUUCGAGAGCGACCUCCUCGCGGAACUCGACCUGCCCCAUUCCGGCGUCGUGCAAUUUGAGGAGAACGUCGGCCUGCCGGGCGGCUUCCAGGGCGAGGAGUCCGAAGCGGUGGGCCGGGACGACCUCUGGUACUUCCUCGCGGAGAUCGCGCUCAGACGGCUGCUGAACCGCGUGAGCCAGCUGAUCUACUCGAAGGACUCGAUGGCGUCGACGACGAGCCUGGAGCCGGUGGUGGCGGAGCUGGACUUCCAGCUGACGCAGUGGUACGAGAGCCUCCCGCUGGCGCUGCAGUUCCCGUUCACCCGCUCGACGCUGCCGGAUCCGGUGCAAACGGUGCUGCGGUUACGGUUCUUCGCGUGCCGCACCAUCAUCUACCGUCCGUACAUCUUGGCGGUGCUCGACAACGAGCAGGCCGUUUUGGACCCCUCGGUGCGGGAGAGCUGCCACAAGUGCCUCGAGGCCUCAAUCAGGCAAUUGGAGCAUAUAGCUGCACAUCACGCCGGCCACAUGCCGUACCUCUGGCAAGGUGCUCUCUCUAUCGUGUCACAGACGUUAUUAGUCAUGGGGGCUACCAUGUCACCAUCGCUAUCUAACAUCCUGUUGACGCUGGUCCCUCACCGCGAAGUCAUCGACCAGAUCAUCAAUGAUGUAAUAAUGGACAUCGAGAAGAUGGCCAUACUGGCGCCCAGUCUUAGCCUGGCUGCCGAGAUCAUCAAGGAAGCCGAGGUCCGCAGGAGAACAUUUCUAAACGGUUGAUGAUGAGCUUCACUGGAAAUAAAAAGAAUGACGCAUUUCUCUCAACUACUACCUAGGUAUAGGUAUGAUGCACUAUACUAUACUAUACUAUGUGGACUGGACGGGCAUCACAUCACCGGUCCGAAUGCUUCAAAAGGACCCCCCUUCCCAACGAUGUUCGGAUGCCCGUAUUCCUAACCCGAAAAGAAAGAAAGAAAAAUAACGUCAUGCGACUCAACUAACCUACCUACAUGGGGGAACUGCUAGCCUUUGUAACGAUGUCAUAUCUACCCGUUUGUCUGGGCCAGCCUGUUCGCGUAUCUAGGAACGGGUUGCAGGGAAAGGCAACUUGCUUGCAGGAAAAAAAAAAAGAUUGCACCCGCUUUCUUUCUACCUACUCACUCAACCAACUUCUCGGCUAUGCUUAAAAAAAUGAAUGGCGGCGUCUCUUUAUUUGCACGAAGGGACUUCUCCCGGACCCUACCUUGCAGCGCAUGCGAUACUACGCUCUCGCUUCUCAAUCGGGAGAGGGAGGAAAAAAAAAGGGGGGAAGUGAGUGAGUUGAAGAGAGAGGGAGGGUUUUUUUUUUUUUUUUUUUUUUU
Messenger RNA from Hypoxylon fragiforme, 3125 nucleotides. RefSeq lists its product as uncharacterized. The record is from RefSeq and is a predicted model, not a curated record. Lineage: Eukaryota; Fungi; Ascomycota; Sordariomycetes; Xylariales; Hypoxylaceae. Gene Ontology annotation, biological process: regulation of DNA-templated transcription. The transcript is spliced from 3 exons. The coding region runs from base 442 to 2544 and encodes 700 amino acids. Gene Ontology annotation, molecular function: DNA-binding transcription factor activity, RNA polymerase II-specific; zinc ion binding.